Molecule: messenger RNA, 3449 nt
Organism: Daldinia decipiens
Lineage: Eukaryota; Fungi; Ascomycota; Sordariomycetes; Xylariales; Hypoxylaceae
Product: ATP-dependent DNA ligase
Exons: 2
Coding region: 290-3280 (996 amino acids)
Biological process (GO): double-strand break repair via nonhomologous end joining; nucleotide-excision repair, DNA gap filling; DNA recombination
Cellular component (GO): DNA ligase IV complex
Molecular function (GO): DNA binding; DNA ligase (ATP) activity; ATP binding
Source: RefSeq, a predicted model, not a curated record
GUCAUUCCAGACAGCUGGACAUAUGGACAUAAAUGUAUGUACAUACAUAGGUACCUGCCUAACCUAGGUAUGUACUACCUACAUGUACCUAAGCCAACAGGCAGAACACCGGGGGUUGCUGCCAGGCAACAUUGCACCUUCUAAAGGGAAGUCUUUGAAAAGCAUUUUAACUCUUACAUGUAACUUAUUCAAUUCAUUCCCAAAUAUAACAAAUUCGCGGUUUGACGGCUGUCACUUAACUUGAAACCGUUGAUCAAUUCGUACGCUCAGAUCCGAGAAGUCGGGGAAGAUGAGCCAGCGAAGUCGAAAGAUACGGGAUGCAGGCGCCGAGGACGAGGAGCGCCGUCAAUAUGAGACGGGAGGGCAAACACUUCAAGAGCUAGACGCAAAAUACCCAAACCGACCAAAGAAUCACUCGAGAACAUUAUUCUUUUCAGACUUGUACAAAGAUCUCUUCAACCCUCUGAGUGACAACAAACCCCAAGUCGGCCCAAAACUUGCACGCACCAGAGCGGCAUCUCAGAAGCACAACAAGCUCUCUCCGCACGAGCAAAAACGCAAUAUCAUUGAACGCUUCAUAUUAAGAUGGCGCACAGAGGUGGGAAAUGACAUCUACCCUGCUAUGCGCUUGAUCCUAUCCAAUUCGGACCGGGAUAGAGGGAUGUACGGGCUCAAGGAAGGUAACAUCGGCAGGCUACUCGUCAAGUUAAUGAGAAUUGAUAGGAAUUCUGAAGAUGGCUAUGAUCUUCUACACUGGAGGAUGCCAAGCAAGUCAACAGCCGGCCGGGCUGCAGGUGACUUCACCGGGAGAUGUUUCGACGUGCUAUCGAAAAGGCCCAUGCGUAUAGAGCCCGGAGAUAUGCGUAUUGCUGAAGUUAAUGAGAUGUUAGACAAGCUGGCGGCCGCGUCCGGCGAGAGCGAGCAGUUACCGAUAUUCGAAAUAUUCUAUCAACGCAUGAAUCCGGAAGAAUUGAAAUGGCUCAUUCGUAUUAUCUUAAAGCAGAUGAGGGUGGGAGCUACAGAAAGGUCCUUCAUGGAUCUGUGGCAUCCUGAUGCUCAGGAUCUAUUCAGUGUGUCGUCAAGCCUCCGCCAAGUUUGCUGGGAUCUCUAUGACCCUAAAUUCCGGCUUACGGAUGGCCAAACAAGUGUCACAUUGAUGCAGUGCUUCCAGCCUAUGCUCUGUCACUAUCAAAUGUCCACCUCUUUCCAGAAGAUGGUUGACAAACUCAACUCAAUAAAUCGGGUGGAAGGCGAUGAUGAGUUCUGGAUUGAGGAGAAGUUGGAUGGUGAGCGGAUGCAGCUACAUAUGGAAGAAGACGACGAUGUCCCUGGCGGCAAGAGAUUCAAGUUCUGGUCGAGGAAGGCCAAAGACUACACCUACCUCUACGGCGAGAGCUUUAAAGACGGUAAUUCAUCACUGACCCGCCACCUUGAGGAUGCUUUUGCUCCCGGCGUACGUAAUAUCAUCUUGGACGGCGAAAUGAUAGUAUGGGACCCCGAGCUUGACAAGGUGCUGAAAUUCGGCACUUUGAAGACAGCAGCCAUCGCAGAACAGCGAAAUCCCCAUAAAGACAACGCACCUCGACCAGUACUUCGCGUCUUUGAUAUUCUUUAUUUAAAUGACCAACCGUUAACACAAUACACCCUACGAGACCGGCGGAACGCGCUUGAAAAAGCUGUCCCGGGAGUACCAUAUCGGCUAGAAGUCCACAAAUAUGACAAGGCCAACUCGGCGGAUGCGAUAGAGCCGAUGCUACGAAAAAUCGUCUCGGAUGCCUCUGAGGGGAUAGUUAUCAAGAACCCAAGGUCAAUGUACACCCUCGCUGACCGUAGCGAUAAUUGGAUCAAAGUCAAGCCGGAGUAUAUGAGCGGUUUCGGUGAGUCGGUAGAAGCUAUCAUCAUUGGGGGGUACUACGGAUCUGGCCAUCGCGGUGGCGUAUUAGGCUCGUUUCUCUGCGGCCUUCGUGCUUCAGAAAACGACAUCAAAGCUGGGGCGAAGUCGGAAACAUGCUACAGCUUCGUGAAAGUUGGUGGUGGUUUCAGUGCAGAAGAUCUCGCCGAAAUUCGACAUCUCACAGAAGGGAAAUGGAAGCCCUGGGACCCAAAGAAGCCACCGAGCGAAUACAUCCAACUUGCCGGUGGAGAUAAAUACCAGAUUCUUCGGCCCGACGUUUGGAUUCGCCCGAGCGAAUCACUCGUCAUUUCUGUCAAAGCAGCCAGCGCCGGAGAAUCGGAUCAGUUUGCCAAGGGAAUUACGUUACGAUUCCCACGGUUCAGGGGCAUGCGGCUUGACAGAAGCUGGGAUUCGUGCUUAGAUUUCCAGGGCUUCUUAGAUAUGAAGGCACGAGCCGAAAAGGAGAACGAGGAGAAGACCAUGAAGAUGGAAUCACACAGGAAACGAGCGGUCAAGCGAACUAAGAGGGAAAUUGUCAUCGCGGGCCAGGAUAUUACUGCUCCGGCUAUGUUUGAGGGCCCAAAAACUAAAGUAUUCGAAGGCCUAGAGUUCUGCGUCUUAACGGAUUGCACAUCCCCGGUCAAGAAGUCGAAGGCACAACUUGAGAUUUUAAUAAAGGAGAACGGCGGCAAGAUACAGCAGAGGGCCAAUCCGGGAACCAAUAUGCUCCUUAUUGGCGAAAAGAAAGUAGUGAAGGUCGCCAGCCUGAUGAAAGCUGGAGACGUAGACAUUAUCAAACCGAAAUGGGUACUAGAUUGCCUUGCACAACGCGACAGGGACUUCCUCCUCCCCUUUGAGACGGGACACAUCUUCCACGCCACCGAGGCCACGAUGCGCCACGCAGAGGAGAAUGUGGAUGAAUUUGGCGAUAGUUACGCCAGAGAUCUAAAUUUGAAGGAUCUGAGACAACUGCUCGAAUCGAUGCCAAAGAAGGAAGUCAUCGUCGAAGAGCCGUUUAACAAGGAAGAAUUCCUCAACCAGCUAGCCGAUCACGGUCAUGACAUUGGUGGUUUGAGAAGCUAUAUAUUUAGGGGCGCAAGGAUACACUUCGCAGCAACAGACGAGGUGUCUUCUAUAUCGUGUCUCAAGCUGAAGAAUUGGGUCAGAUAUGGAGGAGGGUCGAUAAUUGACGAUCUGAGCGACAGAAGUACAACGCAUGUGGUAAUAAUAAGCGACAGCGAGACUGGUGAGAUGGAGCGAGCAGCAGAAGUACGCUCGUUCAUUAGCACUCGAACCCCCGUUCCCAGGGUAGUCUCGCGGCAAUGGGCCGAGGAUUGCUGGAAGAAUCGGACUACAUUAGACGAGGAGAGAUAUGCACCAUUAUAAUGAUCAAGAUAGCCAACAUAAGUGACUAGUCUAGCUAAUAUUCAUUUCAUUCAUACGGACGAUCUAUCGUUGGUAUCUUUACUUUCCUAUUGUCAGGAACAAGCGAUCACCCACAUCUCCUACACCCGGCUUUAGCAUACCAUUCGGUGUAAGCUCAGCGUCGACGCCC